CAGCUGGCGAUGGUUCAUCGGGAGGACACCACAAGUCGGGCGGGCCGCAACUUCUAGUUGCCGGCGGCGUUUCGCAGGACCUGCUGCGCAUGCAAGAGCGGGAACUUGCCAAGUGCAGCGCUGAGAACAAAAAGCUAAGAGCAAAAGUUGAGCGACUACAGAAAACACAGGUUGAUCGAGACCGGCUGUCGUUGACUCUGGAGAUCCAGGGUCUGAAAAAACUCGCAGGUGCGCUUCAAACUCAGGCAGACCUGCAUUCCCUGGGCUACUUACGGCUUGAGGAGGAGACGCUGUUGCAGAAACAGGCUUGGGAGUCGAGGGAACGUGAACUCCAGAACCACAUCAAACUGUUGUGCGCCGAGGUCGAGCACUUGCGACGGGAGGUGAUAGACGCGCGCGUAGAACAGAGCGUGGAGGAAUUGAGUAGCAUACUCACGCCAAUGAGCUCGGCGGCAUUUCGUGUUCGGGGUGCAGGUGCGGUCGCUGGAGGAGAACAGCGUAAUUGAUACCUAUGCAGUUCUCCAUUUCUAGCUCUUGCAGGAAAGGAAAAUAAGUAGAUUUUUACUAGCAAGUUUCAGAGAAUGAAGUUGAAACAGCUGCUACUUUAAGAACCUUUCUGAAUAGUAUCAAUCUUUUUGAUAAUACCACGGUCAUUGAAGAACAAAAGAAUCUUCUGAAAAAUGGUCAAUCUAGGUCCUGCUGGUUUUUUCAACGAUGUUGCGACGAGCGGACACUCAACGACAACCCCAGGGUCAAGGCUGGCGCCUACAUCUGGGACAAGCGAUGAUGAGGUAGUAGAAUUUGCGCCGAUGUCGAUUGACGACACACAGAUACUCGAAGAUUUGGAGGCCAUGGAGACUCAGGCUAGGCAGAUAGGAGGAGCCUCGACGAAACGAGAGUCAUCAAGUAAAGCGACUUCGAACGCUCCUGGUGCUGCUUCUAGUGGUGCAUCCUCGAUCAAGAAGAGUACUAGUUCCAGUGUAAAGUCGGCUGCAUCUCCUAAUGACCAGAUGAAACGCGAUAAAAAUGUUGAGGAUUCAAAAACUUCUAGAGCAGGUGAUGCAGCUAGCACAGGAGCUGCAAGACAAACAGCCGACGAGGAACAGGAAGGUACGCCAAAUAGUCCUCCGCCACGUGGGGCAAAUGACAAGACGAAAUCUAGAGCAAGUAUGGAGAUUGACACUUCACCCGAAAUGGUGGACGCAGUUGCACGCCCAGCGCCACUGUCCCGGACGAUUGAGGAGAUGCGGAGCGAGACACCCUUGCGACCGUUGACCGAGGCAGAGGUGGAAGGUCGCUUGCGGGACAUGCGAGAACUACUUAUUCUCUUGCAUAAGGAAGUCCCGGCAUGCAGGAAGUACAUGGCGCCCGUAGACACCGAGGCGAUGCAGGCAAUGGAACGGCGCGCGGAUGCGCGGUACUUCACAACUUUAGGCGACACCCUUUCGGUGGUCGGCUCGACACCGGAAACUAAGGGACAGUUUUUAACGAGUGGAGGUGCGACUACUGGUGGUUCUUCCUCGUCCAGCUCACCGAACAAGAUGUCGGAAGGUGCAGGAGGUCAUGGCACUGGAGGAACUUCGGGACACGCGAUCCGGCACGUCACCGCAUCGGAAAAGUUGGUAGUGACAGAGCGAGAGGAGUUCCUGCUUUCGAAUUUCUUCAAGUCUCUCUUUGAUGCGACGCGAACAGAGGAGCUGCGGCGACGAAAUUCGUAUCGUGGCUAUUUUCAGGAGUUCGACCGCAAUGCCGGUGCUUCUUCUCGAAAUAUCGAUGCUUUGAUCAAGAACCAAGAGCAUAUAGGCGUGGUCACGGCACCGGCAGGUGCUGGCGAGGAAUCUCAUUCUGGGCAGUUCAACAAUACAAGUGAUAUACAACGCGCCGGGAAGAAUGCUGCGGAACAAGGACCUUCUCGAAGUGCAGACGACAUAACUGCAGGAAAUUUGCAGCAAGCGAGCAGCAAGGCCUCCUCAACACUAGCUGCGACAUCAGAAGACCAGCAUGGCACUACAACUUCGGCUGGGCUAACGCCGCGAGACCGUCUUGCUCCCGGAGGAGGACAGGUGGAGCAGCCGAGCACGAUGAUAAAUGGCGCCGGAACUUCUAUCACCUCGUCCGCAGGAGCAGGAACAGGUGCUGGAACUCUCGGAGGACUUUCACUAAUGCAACUACCAGGAGUACAUCUCGAUGCUGAUGGAAGGACGACAGCAAAUAAGGAUGAAAGCACUAGCACUUCAUCUCCUAAUAUAAGAAGUGGAAGCACUGGAAGCAAAGACAUAAUUGCAGCACUCCUAGAUCCUGAGCGGAACAAUACGUGGCAACCCAUUGUGGAUUCCGACGAAGACGACCAUGAACAACAUCGAGGUCCAGCUAAAAGCGAAGGAAAUGUAGCAAAAGAUGGAGGCGCAACUACGGCGAGCGACGGGAGCCUCACAAUCAAGAUUAUGGGCCCUCACAAUCUUGGUGUUGGGUUCUCGUCAUGUAGCACAGCACCAGUACGAACAACAACACAGGCGGCAUCUGCACACGAUCCCGCCAACAACCUCCAGGACACAUGUAUAGCCCACAUGACGCCCUCACAAGAACAGCAUCUGCACUACAAUACUGCCCAAGUAAUAGGGCAGGGCAGCCAAAAUCAAAAUCUGUUCGUCUCCUUACCAGGUAACCUGAACCCUCUAGCUGGUCAGCAGCAAUGGCCCAACUAUGCAAAUGCGACCACAACUAACGCUACAAGCACAAGCAGUGGCGCUUUUACGCAACAACAACAUCAAGCAGCAUCUUCACCGGCGGACUAUUUGCCGACAGCGGCAGCAAGUGCAAGUGGGUCCUCCGUUGUUACAGCUGCAACAACACAAUCAACAUUUUCGCUUCAUACCAGAGUCUCUCCAUCAGAUGGAUCCUCCAUGCUGCCUCCUCCCUCCCGAACAGAAUAUCAAUCAUCUCCCUUUGCCAAUCCCGUGGCUGCUAGUCCUCAAAAUACUAUUAAUCCUGCAGCAGCUUCUGGUGCUCCUGGUACUGGUUCAGGGGCGAUGUCGGACCUAAGUGCACAACAUAGCUUCCUAGAAGAUCACGCGGACCGCAGAGCGGCAAGUCAUUUGCUCGAACAGCAACAGCAUCAUCCGGCCACUACACACUACAGCAGUUCCCCUCUACAGGUGCAACAAUUUCAACAGCAGAUGAUGCAUCUUCAGCAGUCGCAGCAGAUUCUUCAGCAAUCUCAACAGCAGAUACAUCAGCAAUCGCAACAGCAGCAGAUGCACCAGCAAUCACAGCAAACGCAACAGGCAGUGCAGGAACAGCCGCAGCAGGUGGAUCAUACAGCUUCGGAGUCAGAUCAACACCUCCCCUCGGCAACGGCGUCCUCUCCGCACGAUAACGCUACUGUAGCAGGUCAAGGCGGGCAACAAGAGUUGAAGCCUGGAUGGGGAAAAUAUAGCACGGAAGACGGCGACACCUACUUUUUCAAUACCAUUACAGGAGAAAGCAGCUGGGAUCCACCGCCUGGCUUUGAUUGAGUUCAUUUCCCUCCUCAUCCUCGCGUGUAAAAAUUGUACCUAUCAAUUCUGAUUCACCCACGACCAGCAUCAUGAAGAUUACAAAGAGUCAAAAACAGAGAACAAAUCAGUCAGAUUGGUCCUCCACGCCUAGUCCUGCGACGGAAGGUAAGAGGCUUCUCUCAGAU
Messenger RNA from Amoebophrya sp. A25, 3682 nucleotides. The record is from the annotation of a GenBank genome assembly. Lineage: Eukaryota; Dinophyceae; Syndiniales; Amoebophryaceae.